Messenger RNA from Plasmodium gallinaceum, 4700 nucleotides. Its product is annotated as DNA polymerase alpha, putative. Gene Ontology annotation, molecular function: chromatin binding; DNA-directed DNA polymerase activity; pyrimidine nucleotide binding. The record is from RefSeq and is a predicted model, not a curated record. Gene Ontology annotation, cellular component: alpha DNA polymerase:primase complex. The annotation marks the transcript as partial. The transcript is spliced from 2 exons. Gene Ontology annotation, biological process: lagging strand elongation; mitotic DNA replication initiation; leading strand elongation. NCBI's taxonomy places the organism in Eukaryota, Apicomplexa, Aconoidasida, Haemosporida, Plasmodiidae.
GAUAUAGAAAAAGAGAAUAAAAUAAAAAAACAUAAUUCAAUUGAUGAUUUUAUUAGAGAAAAAAAAAUUCAAAAAACAUUUUCAAGUACUAAACUAAGUAAAGAAGAAAUAAAUAAAACAAGAAAUAUAGAAAAAUUAAUAGAAGAAAAUACAUCAUCAAGUGAUGGUGAAAGUGAAAGUGGAUACAUAAGAAAGAAAAGGAAAACAGCUGAUUCAUACGAUAAAUCCUAUAAUAACAAAACAGGUUGUUAUAUUAAAAGUAAAAAUAUUAUAAAUAGUUUUAAUGAAAUGAAUGAUAAAAUUGAAAAUAAAGAAGAUAGAAAAAAUGAAAACAACAUAUAUACAUUUAAUGAUGAAAAAACUAAUCCUUCUGAUAAAGUAAUAAAUUUAUUUUCUUCUUCUAAAGAAAAAGAUUAUGAUUUUGAUAUGAAAAUAAAAAAAGAAGAAAAUGAAAAAGAAAGUGAUAAAAACAUAAUUAAAAAAAGAAAAAAAGAGUUUGAGGAGUCAGAUGAAAGUAAAUAUUUAGUUAAAAAAGAAGAUAAACUUCAAAUAAAAAGUGAAUUAGACAACAAUAAAUUAGAUGAUUUAUCUUAUGAAAAUAAAAAAAAUGAUAAAGAAGAUGAUCAUAUUUGUAAAAAUAAUAAAGAUAAUGAAAACAAUAAUGAUUAUUAUAAUGAUAAUAUUCUAAAAGAAAUGAACUUAUCACCUUCCUUUAUAAAAACAGAUAAUACAUUAUAUAAAGAAGAAGAAAAUAAAGAUAACAAUUAUAUAGAUGCAGAAAAUAGUGUUUCUGCAAAUAUUUUAAAAAAUAAAUAUGACGAACUAAUAAUUAAUAAAGAAAAUGGUUUUGUGAAUGUUUAUGUUUUUGAUAUAUGUAAGCAUAGAAAUAGCAUUAUAUUAUUUGGUAGGACGUUAACAAAAUAUAAAAAAUAUAGAAGUAUAAGUAUUUAUUUAGAAAAUUUAGAUAGAUAUUACUAUUUUCUAUUGACCAAAAAUAAAAUAUAUAGAAAAGAUGGAGAAGAAAUUGAUUAUACGAACGAAAAGUACAAAAUACAUAUUUUGACUGAUUUUAUAGAAGAAUUUAAAAAGGUAAGAGAUUAUCAUAAUAUAAAAAUUGCUAAAUACAAAUUAGUAAAAAGAAGAAACUUAAAUUUAAAUACAAAUGAGGAAGAAUUAUAUGUAAAAGUAUUAUAUUCUUAUAAUUAUGAUCCUAUAAAUGAAAAGUUUCAAAAAGGAGAUACUUAUUCUGCUUUUUAUUGUUGUAAUGAAGAUAUAAUAGAAAAUUUUGUUAUAAAAAAAAAAUUAAAACUACCGUGUUGGGUAAAGAUAAAGGAUUUAAAAAAAAAUUUAUCAAAUAACUUAACUUACUGCUAUUUUGAUUGCAUUGCUAACGAUAAAAAAAGUAUAUAUUUAGUUGAUAAAAUAUCUGACAAAAAAAAUGAAAACAAGGGAGACGAAGAAAAUAAAAAUAAUACUCCAACUAAUAAUAACACAGAAAAUAUACCAAAAAAAAUAGAAAAUAAUGUAAACACUUUUGUUGAUUUAGAUUUAAAUAAAAUUUAUAUUAAAGUAGUUUCCUUAUUAAAUGAAGAGAAUAUCCAUGAAGUAUUCAGUAUAACUAGUUUAGUCGAUUCUGAAGGUAUGAAAUAUAUAAAUUUCUGUGGUAUUUCUAACAAAGCUAAUAAAAAAAUAAAUAAUAAUUACAAUAAGUAUCAUUGUAAAUUAUUUGAAAAUGAAAAAACUUUAUUAGAAGCAUUUCUUCAAAAAAUAAAAACUCUUGAUAUAGAUAUAUAUAUUGGAUAUAAUAUCCUGAACUUUGAUUUGGAGUUUUUAAUUCAUAGAUGUAAUGUACAUAAUUUAGAUUCUGAUUUUUUAAGUAGGAAAAAAAAAUUAAGAAAAAAUGAGAAAAUGAAAGUAAACAGAUUUAACGGAACAAACAGCACUGGUUCUAUGUAUAACAUAAUUCAAAAUAUAAAAGGAAGAUUAAUUUUAGAUAUAUAUAUAUUAUGCAAAGAUGCAAUUAAAUUAACAAGUUAUUUUUUAGAUGAAAUUAUUGAUAAUGUAAAAAGCAAAUAUCAGGAAAAGAGUAAACAACAACAACAGAAGAAAUCUAAUACACCAAAUGUUUUCAAAGAUUUUUUAGUUAAUAAUAUAAAUUUAAUAAAUUCAAGUAACAUUCAUUUUAAUGAUGCACAAUUAAUUUUAGAGAAUCAUUUGAAUAUAUAUAUUAAUUGUCAAAUUUUUUGUAUAAAUGAACUUGUUAAUAUAUGUACUACUUUACAAAUAAUAGAAAAAACACGAGAUUUAACUAAAUUAAGUGGAUAUAUAUGGAUGAGAAGCUUAUUAUGCUAUACUAGUGAAAGAAUUGAAUUUUUUUUGCUUCAUGAAUAUAAUAAAAAAAAAUUUAUUACACCUAUUAUUAAAAAAAAAGUGAAAAAAAUAGAGAAUAAUCAAUUAAAAAAUAAAAAUGUUUCUAAGUAUGCAGGAGGUUUAGUAUUAGAUCCUUUAUGUGGUUAUUAUGAUACUUUUGUUUUGUAUUUAGAUUUUAAUAGUUUAUAUCCAUCUAUAAUUAUAGAAUAUAAUGUAUGUUUUAGUACUAUUAAGUUAAAGAGUCAUGAUAAUAAAAGUGAUAUGGAAAGAAAGGAGGAUGAGAAUGAGGAUGAAGAAGCAGAUGGAGAUGAAAAUAUUGAGAUUGAAGAUUUUGAUAAAAGUAAACCAGGAAUUUUACCAUCAAUUUUAAAAAACUUAGUUGAAAAAAGAGCAUUUAUAAAAAAAUUAAUUGUAAAUGAAAAAAAUAAAGAAAAAAAAGAACUUUUAUUAAUUCAAUCUUUAUCAAUUAAAUUAAUUAGCAAUAGUAUAUAUGGCUGUUUAGGAAAUACAAAUAACAGAUUUUAUGCUAGACAUAUGGCUUCAUAUAUAACUUUAAAAGGUAGAAAUUUAUUACAACAUACUAAAUUCAAGGUAGAAAAAGAAUUUAAUUUAAAAGUUAUAUAUGGUGAUACUGAUUCAAUUAUGAUUGAUACAGGAAUUAAAUCGAAUAACUUGAAUAAUUAUAAAGAAUCUAAUAGAUUAGCUCAUAUUAUUAAAAAUAGUAUUAAUAAAAACUAUAAAAAACUAGAAUUAGAUUUAGAGUGUAUAUUUAGUAAACUACUUUUAUUAAAAAAAAAAAAAUACGCUUGUGCCAAAGUAAUAGAUUCAAAUUUUGAAAAAUAUGAAUAUGAAAUGAAAGGAAUAAAUUUUAUUAAAAGAGAUUUUAGUAAAAUUUCCAAAUUAAUAGGAAAUGAAGUUUUAAAAAUAAUUUUUGGUAAUAAAGAAAAUGAUACAAAAAAUUCUGCAGUUCCUUUAGAAAAUGACUUAUCUGAGCAAAUUCAUGAGUAUUUAAGAAGUGUAAAUCAAAGAAUAGAAAAUGAUGAAUUUGAUUUAGAUUAUUACAUUAUAACAAAAAAAUUGACAAAAAAUGUAAACGAAUAUCAAGAAAAAAAUUCAUUAGGUCAUGUUCUUGUUGCUGAACGUAUGAUAAAAGAUGGUUAUAAUAUUUGUGUAAAUAAAGAAAUUCAAUAUUGUGUUUGCAGAAGUGAAGAUGCUUGUAAAUUUUUUAAUAAAUCUAAUGAAAAGUUAAAUAGUUCUCAAUGUUGUUUUAGUAUUAAUGAGAUAAAAAAAUAUGAUUUAAAGAUAGAUAAGGAAUAUUAUAUAAAAAAUCAAAUAUUAACACCCAUAAAUAGAUUAUGUCAAUAUAUUGAUGGAACUAGUGCGGAAAAAUUAUCAUCUUGUUUUAAUAUUUAUGACGUGAAGGAAAUAAAAACGGAUAAACAAAUAGAAGAAAAUUAUUUGGAAUCAAAUGUGUUAUCUUUAUUAAAUGAAUCAGAAGAAAGAUUUAAAGAUAUUCAUUUAAAAGGAUAUUUAAUUUGCUCAAAAUGUUCACAUAAUGUUAAACCAGAUAUCUUUAUUAAAUAUUUUAAAUGUAAUAAAUGCUUUACUUAUUUAUCUAUAGAACAAAUUCGUAAUUAUAUUUUCUCUUUUAUAAAUCACUUAUGCUCUACUUUCUAUAAACAGUUAUAUGUAUGUAAUAAUUGCUCAUUAAAAACAAAAAGAAUAUUUUUAAAAGAUUCUAAAAACUGUCCUAACAUAAAUUGUGAAAAUAAAAAAGGUUCAUUAAAACCUCUUGUAUCUAAAAAAUAUGUUAAUUUGAUAUUGGAAUAUUUCCUCUUUUUAUUAAAAGAUAAUCUGAAGAAAAUACCUGAUAAAUUAGUGGUAAAAUCUGAAGAUGAAAAAAAGGAUCAAAAACAAAAUGAUGACGAAAGUAACGCAGAAACAGAUGUAAAUGUGAGAAAAAAUUAUUCAGAGGAAAAUUUUAAUAAAAAUAUUAAUGAAAAUAAAAAUGCAAACAAUGAUGAAAAUGAAUAUGCUAAUGAUGUUAAUGUAUGUAUUUGCAUAGAUGAAGGAUUUAAAACAUAUAUUUCUAAAGAUGAUAAAAAUAAAAAGAAAAACUUUAAAAUUGAAAGUUAUGAUGAUAUUUGUAAAAAUAAGGAAUUAAGUUUAAAUAUAACUAAAGGAUUACGAAUGAAAUACCCAAAUAUUUCGAAUUUUUUAUUAUAUUUAAAUUUAAAAAGUAAUAAUUUUUACAUUAAUUACAAUGAAGAAAGAGAUGUUAUAAGAAAUUCUAUUAAAAAUAUUGUACAAAAUAAUAUAUAUUCACAAGU